Molecule: messenger RNA, 1601 nt
Organism: Eurytemora carolleeae
Lineage: Eukaryota; Metazoa; Arthropoda; Copepoda; Calanoida; Temoridae
Product: transducin beta-like protein 3
Exons: 15
Coding region: 1-1569 (522 amino acids)
Biological process (GO): endonucleolytic cleavage to generate mature 5'-end of SSU-rRNA from (SSU-rRNA, 5.8S rRNA, LSU-rRNA); endonucleolytic cleavage in 5'-ETS of tricistronic rRNA transcript (SSU-rRNA, 5.8S rRNA, LSU-rRNA)
Cellular component (GO): nucleolus; 90S preribosome; small-subunit processome
Molecular function (GO): protein binding; U3 snoRNA binding
Source: RefSeq, a predicted model, not a curated record
AUGCUGCUUAACACUAGUCUAUAUGCAAAGGAAGCUGCAUUAAAAUGGAAACUACUUGAAUCAAAUGUUGGCUCAGAAAUAUCAACUUUACAAAGCUACAAAGACAACAUUUAUGCAGCAACUGCAGAUCAGAACCUACUAUCUUUCUGCCCGGAGGACCUGAGUAUUACCAACACUGUGGUGGGUAACAACGACGAGAUCCUUGCCCUGGUUCACCUGGGUAGCUCCGCCUCCUCCCCUAGCACACCCUCCUCCUCUCAUAUGGCCGUAGCCUGCAACUCUCCUUUCAUCCGCCUCUACAAGGUCCCUGAGUACACAUGUACUCUGUUACAUGGACAUAAAGAUACAGUACUCUGUCUGGCUGUUAGUACACAAGACCCUACGCUCCUAGCCUCAGGAGGAAAGGAUAGGGAGGUUAGAAUCUGGAGGUUGAAGGCUGACCUUCUUAGCUGCCUAGUAGUUGGGACAGGACACACGGAGGCUGUCCAGGGAAUAGUAUUCACCAACCUCGCAUCAACCUCACUAUACUCGGUCUCAAAGGAUACUACAGUUAAGUUUUGGAAUGUGAACUAUGAAGCCGGCCAAAUGUCAAGUUUAAGAACCGAAAUUGCACAUGAGAAGGAAAUAAACUGCUGUGAUGUUUCUCCUGGAGAUGAAAUGUUGGCAACAGGAAGCCAGGAUAAAACAUGCAAACUCUGGGACAAGAAUUUAACCCUCACAGUAACCCUCCGGGGGCACAAGCGAGGUAUCUGGUGUGUUCGGUUCAGCCCGGCCGACCGACUUCUUGCGACCGGAAGUGCGGACGGGUUGAUCAAGCUCUGGUCCUUGACGGAGAACGUGUGCGUGAAGCAGCUGGAGGGACAUGAUUGUUCAGUGCUUAGUCUAGUUUGGAUAAAUGAUCAGCAAAUCGCCAGCUCGGCAACAGACGGACUUAUCAAGAUAUGGUUGGUGAGUAAACAGGAAUGUGUGACAACACUUGAACAGCAUGAGGAAAAAGUGUGGACAAUUACCUCAUUAAAACAGGAUGGAGUUUUGAAUCUAGUUUCUGGAUCAGCUGAUGGUCAACUGAUAACCUGGCGGGAUAUAACAGAAUCAGCUGCUCUUCUCAAACAGGUUGCUGCUGAAAAGAUCGUGUUAAGUCAACAAAAGCUUUCAAACCUUCUUGCAUCGAAACAGUUCGGACAAGCUCUCAAACUUGCGUUAAGAUUGAGUCAACCAUUUACAGCACUGAAGAUCUUGAAGAAGUUGAAUAUGGAGGAGAUGGAAAAGGCUGUUCUGAGUUUGGAUAACGCGAGUAUAGAUCAGUUGUUAGGUUACACAGUAAAAUGGAACACGAACAGUAAGCACUGUGAAGCUGCUCAGUCUGCUCUCUUCAUUAUCCUAUCUAACUAUCUUCCUGAUGAUCUAUUAAAACUGUCUGGGAGCAGGGAUUGGGUUGAAGGACUUCUGCCCUACACAGAGAAACAUUUCCAGAGACUUUCUAGGCUUCAAAUGAAAUCCAAAUUCACAACAUUUCUAAUUUCUAAUAUAAAAGCUACCGCUAUACCUCAGCAAGAAAACGAACUUUAAUACAAAUUAUUUUUUAGAAUAUUUUUUCAGAA